AUGGGAGCGGCCAUGGCGGAGGAGAGGAGGGCGCACGCGAUGAUGUUCCCGUUCCCGUGCUCGGGCCACAUCAACCCGACGCUGAAGCUGGCGGAGCUGCUGCACUCGCGCGGGGUGCACGUCACCUUCGUCAACACCGAGCACAACCACGAGCGCCUGCUGCGGACGGGCGGCGCGCGGCUCGCCGGCCGGGACGGAUUCCGGUUCGAGUCCGUGCCCGACGGGCUGGACGACGCCGACCGCGCCUCGCCAGACAAGACGGUGAGGCUCUACCUGUCGCUGCGGAGGAGCUGCGGCCCGCCGCUGGUGGACCUGGCGCGCCGACUCGGGGAGCAAGAGGGCGUGCCGCCCGUCACCUGCGUCGUGCUCAGCGGCCUCGCCAGCUUCGUGCUCGGCGUCGCGGAGGAGCUCGGCGUGCCGUCCUUCGUCAUCUGGGGCACCAGCGCCGUCGGCUUCGUCUGCACGCUCCGGCUGCGCCAGCUCACACAGAGAGGCUACACGCCGCUCAAAGAUGAGAGCUACUUGACCAACGGGUACCUGGACACGCCGAUCGACUGGAUCGCCGGGAUGCCGACGGUGCGGCUCGGCGACAUCUCCAGCUUCGUCCGGACGGUGGAGCCAAACGGGUUCGGCCUGCGCGUGGAGGAGGAGGAGGCCAACAGCUGCGCCAGGGCGCAGGGCCUCAUCCUCAACACGUUCGACGAGCUCGAGCCAGACGUCCUGGGCGCGCUCCGGGACGAGUUCCCGCGCGUGUACACCAUCGGGCCGCUCGCUGCCGCCAUGCACCGCCGCGUCGACCACGGCGCGUCCGGGCUGAGCCUGUGGGAGGAGGACGCGGCGUGCAUGGCGUGGCUGGACGCGCAACCGGCGGCGGGGUCGGUGCUGUACGUCAGCUUCGGGAGCCUGGCGGUGCUGUCGCUGGACCAGCUGGCGGAGUUCGCGUGGGGCCUCGCCGCCAGCAACCGCCCGUUCCUCUGGGUCGUGCGCCCCGGGCUUGUCGCCGGCGACCGCGGCAUGGAGGCCCUGCCGGCCGACUUCCUCGCGGAGACCAAGGGCCGGCGCUUCAUCGCCGAGUGGUGCGCGCAGGAGCAGGUGCUGCGGCACCGCGCCGUGGGGGGCUUCCUGACGCACAGCGGGUGGAACUCGACGACGGAGAGCAUCUGGGCGGGUGUGCCGAUGAUCUGCGCGCCGGGGUUCGCGGACCAGUACAUCAACAGCCGAUACGUGUGCGGGGAGUGGGGCGUCGGGCUGCGCCUGGACGAGCAGCUGCGGCGAGAGCAGGUCGUGGCGCACAUCGAGGAGCUCAUGGGCGGAGGGGAGAAGGGCGAGGAGAUGAGGCGCCGCGCCGCUGAGUGGAAGGCUCGUGCCGAGGCGGCGACGGCGCCCGGGGGGUCGGCGUACGAGAACCUCGACAAGCUGGUCGAGGAGCUGCGGCUGGAGGUGCCGGACGGCGGCGCCAAGCUUGCCAAAGUCACGCACGCCCGGUGA
Messenger RNA from Triticum turgidum subsp. durum (durum wheat), 1488 nucleotides. The record is from the annotation of a GenBank genome assembly. NCBI's taxonomy places the organism in Eukaryota, Viridiplantae, Streptophyta, Magnoliopsida, Poales, Poaceae.